UCAUAACCACGAGGCAUAUUUCCCAAUAAAGACUCUGCGACACUCUCUAUAAGCUAACCUAUCUUCAUCGUCUUCGGUCACCCUCUGCCAAAGAAGCUCUGUCUCUCUGUGUGGUUUGCUGAGAUGAGCUCCAUUUGGGAUUUCAUGGCGACUUGGUUAACUUCCACCUGGCUCUUCAUCUUCUUCAACCUCACCAUCCUCACCCUCUUCCUCGCCUCGCAUUUCGGCUCUCACAAAAAACCACAACAACAACAACAACUCGCUCGAGCCCCGUCUCUGCUCGACCGAGUUAGGUCCUUCGACCUCUCUUUCUACAAGCAGUUCGAGCAACCCAACACAGCCCCGGCCACAGAGUUUCUACAACCCGAUCAGUGCGAUCACGCCAACCCGGAUAAUCCUCCGACCCAACUCGUCCGAUCUCCUUCUCUUUUGGAACGGCUCAAGUGCCUCAACCUCCCCACUCUCUACAGAUCUGACUCGUCCGUCCCGGAAGUGGAACCCGAACCCGAAAAUGAAGCCCCUGACCCGAGCGUGGACACGGACGCGGGCCCGGGUCAGGAUCAUGGCAGUGUGGUGAGACGGACCAAGUCCGCCAAGGCUGUCGGGGCUGCGGAGAGGCCUCGGGAAAAGAUGAAGAAGUCGGUCAGCGAGAGAUCGGCGCUGGAGGAGAACGACGUCGUCAUACGACGCAGAGAAACCUCGGCGUUGGGAGACGACGAAGAGGUGGACGCCAAGGCUGAUGAUUUUAUCAACAGGUUCAAGCAGCAGUUGCGGUUGCAGAGGCUUGACUCUCUUCUGCGUUACAGGGAAUUCCUUAAGGGGGGGAAUUAGGAUUUAAUGUUUUCUUUCUUUUUCGGUCUAUUAUGGAAAAUUAGUUGUUGAUUCUUCCCCUGGAAAAGGCUAUGGGUAUGUUGGUCAUUUCGGCUUUUGAUGACUACAUUAUCAAUGCUCAGGAGAGGAGGUUGGUGAAUGAACGUGGGGUUGGCACUUGGCAGGGAAGGGGGAAGAAAUGAAUACCAGAGAGAGAGAGCAAUAGACCAUGGUGGUGGAAAUUGAUUGAAUUUCGUGGGGGUUGUUCUGUCUUUUUGCUUCUAUUAGGUAAAUUAGCGGUAAUGUAAUUAAAUGGUAAGUAAUUUUGUGUCAGCCUGAUGUGUGUGUGUUUUCAGGAACUUGCAUUUUUAUGGGUGUAUGGGAAGAGUUUCCCCCAAGUGGAUCUGCUCCUUGGAUUGGAUUGAAUUUCAUGGGUCAUUCUGUCAUUUUGAUCCUUUUACGUUUGUUAAAAUUAGGGUAACAUAAUUAAGAGUGUUCUGCGUUAAUUUUGA
This is a messenger RNA of Alnus glutinosa, 1322 nucleotides long. RefSeq names its product pathogen-associated molecular patterns-induced protein A70-like. The record is from RefSeq and is a predicted model, not a curated record. Lineage: Eukaryota; Viridiplantae; Streptophyta; Magnoliopsida; Fagales; Betulaceae. Bases 124 to 831 code for a protein of 235 amino acids. The transcript has a single exon.